This is a messenger RNA of Columba livia (rock pigeon), 4196 nucleotides long. Its product is annotated as b(0,+)-type amino acid transporter 1. Gene Ontology annotation, molecular function: L-amino acid transmembrane transporter activity. Gene Ontology annotation, cellular component: membrane. Lineage: Eukaryota; Metazoa; Chordata; Aves; Columbiformes; Columbidae. The record is from RefSeq and is a predicted model, not a curated record. The coding region runs from base 46 to 1500 and encodes 484 amino acids. The transcript has 6 exons. Gene Ontology annotation, biological process: amino acid transmembrane transport.
GUCAUUCCAUAUUUUCUCCUGACAACAUCUCCUAACAUUUCCACAAUGAGGAAAAGGAAGACAGUGGAUUCACCUCAUACAUCCUCAGAUCUGGGUGAAGGGAAGGAGAAAUUAAGACUGAAGCAAGAGGUGGGCCUGAUUAGUGGAGUGUCAUUAAUUGCAGGCACCAUGAUAGGCUCAGGGAUCUUUAUGUCCCCUGAGUGGGUGCUACAUCAUAUGGGGAGCCCCGCCAGCAGCCUGCUUAUCUGGGCAGCCUGUGGUGUCCUGGCCACGCUUGGAGCCUUGUCAUACGCUGAGCUUGGAACCAUAAUUAAGGAGUCUGGAGGAGAAUAUAUUUACAUCUUGAGGAUUUUUGGUUCUUUUCCUGCGUUCCUUUUCGCCUACACCUCAGUUAUCCUGGUGAGACCGGCUAGUUUGGCAGCUGUCUGUCUGAGCUUUGCUGAAUACGCCGUUGCGCCCUUCUACCCAGGAUGCUCAUCCCCACAGGUUGUCGUCAAAUGUGCAGCGGCGGCCUGCAUCCUGCUUUUAACGAUCAUCAACUGUCUCAACGUGAGGCUGGCAACGUCAAUCAUGAACAUUUUCACAGCUGCCAAACUCUUGGCUUUGCUGGUGAUCGUGGUGGGUGGAUUGGUGCUGCUUGCCAAGGGACAAACUCAGAGUUUUCAAAAUGCCUUCCAAAACACCACUGCAGGUAUCGGGGCAGUUGGAGUGGCGUUUUACCAGGGACUCUGGUCCUAUGAUGGCUGGAACAACCUGAACUAUGUAACCGAGGAACUGAAGAAGCCUGAGGUGACCCUUCCCAGAGCGGUGAUGAUUGCCAUUCCCUUGGUUACCUGCCUGUAUUUGCUGGUAAACGUGAGCUACUUGGCAGCCAUGACUCCAGCUGAACUGCUGUCUUCAGGAGCUGUGGCCGUCACUUGGGGGGACAAAGUCCUGGGCAGCUGGGCAUGGCUCAUGUCCUUGGCGGUGGCGCUGUCUACGUUUGGUUCAUCAAACGGCACCUUCUUUAGCGGAGGCCGCGUGUGCUACAUUGCUGCAAGGGAAGGCCAUAUGCCAGACAUUCUGUCCAUGGCUCACGUGCGAUGCCUCACGCCCUCCCCUGCUCUGCUGUUCACAUCUGCUAUGUCUUUAAUAAUGAUAAUACCAGGAACCUUCACCAGUAUCGUGAACUUUUUCAGCUUUAUAGCAUGGCUUUGCUAUGGCAUGACCAUUUCUGGUCUCCUGUAUUUAAAAAUCAAGAAACCCGAAUUGCCAAGAUCUUACAAGGUCCCAAUUGUCAUCCCUAUAAUCGUGCUGGUGGCGGCUGUGUACCUGGUGGUAGCUCCCAUCAUCGAUCAGCCCCAAAUUGAGAUCCUCUACAUCGUCCUGUUCAUUUUCAGUGGCAUCAUUCUUUAUUUCCCACUGGUUCACUUCAAGUACCACCCUCGCUUUUUGCAGAGAGUCACUUUACAUCUCCAGUUGUUCCUGGAAGUUGCUCCGACCACCAAGGAUGCAAACUGAGACAACGUCCUCUUGGUGUAUGGCUGCCUCCCCCUCAUGGUUUAUCCCAGUACCAUGGUUUUCAAGGCCCAGAAAGUAUUUUGCUGUAAAGGAGAAUGAGUAGAAUGAAAGUGUCACUAAAAUGUGUUGCUGAGAGGGACUAGAGCCAUGACUCCUCACAUUUACUUAAAACUUUGGGGACAUGUUUUUCCCAUUUUCAUCUCUGACUUGGCAGAUUACAUGCAGAUUCAAAAGGAAUGGCUGCUUUUGCAUUUUCCAUCCCAAGAAGAGCUGUUGAUCAAAAUUUUAGCUCUUAUAUUUCAAGGCAGCAGGGAACAAAAGGCUGCCAAUGAAAUAUUAUUCCUAUGUCAGGCUGUGACUCUAAGCCAUUCCUAGCAAUGCUUUUAAUUAUUUCCACCUAGUUCUGCCCACUGUGACCGCAGAGCUUCUCAAAUAAAUAAAAGCAUGGCCAUACCAUGUUCACAACAAAAAAAAACAACCCUUUUCCACUCAGGAAUUUGCUCUAGGAGCCUGCUUUUCCCUUGCUCCUUCCAGCCCCAGGUGCACAGUCACAACAGUCCUUUCUCUGUCUCAGUACAUGGUUCCAACACAUUUCAGCCCCAAUAGAAAAACCUCCGACAUGAGAUGAGAAGUACUUUAAAGCUCUGCCAGUUUAUUCAGUUGAGAAUGCACUUGUCAUAUGGGAUCCACCCAUUCAUGGUGAGGACACAGGCAACAUCACUUAAGUACCAACAGUCACCCAAUACCCCUCCCAUAAUUCCCUCCAAGAUAAAUAAUUCAUCCUGUGACAAAGUGAGCAAAAAAACCCCAUAAUCUACAGCGUAUGUGCCUGUGAGAUACUCUCCUUGUAAAUUAAAGAAACCACAUACUGGGCUACAUUAGGAGAAGUGUGGCCAGCAGAUCAAGGACUGAGUAGAUUGAGUCCCUUUGGACUCCACACCGGUGAGGGCACGCCUGAAAUACUGUGUCCGGUAUUGGGCCCUGCUGUUCAAGAGGGGGCUGUGAAGACAACAGAACCACCUUCUUCUUGGUAGUGGCAACAAAAGGCAGCAGUCACAAGCUGUGGCUUGAGAUGUGCAGGCUGGAAUUCUGGAAAGUUUCUUCACUGUGAGGGCUGUGCAGCCUUGGAGCAGCGUGCAGGAAGGUGCUGAGAUCUCAGUUCUUGUACGCUUUCCACCACAGCCAUUUCCACCGAUUUCCAUGACUCUAAAGGCACAGCACAAAAAAGUAACGGGCUGUGCUUUCAUCCACAGCUAACACACUGUAGUCACUGUUGUUUCCCGUUACCCUAAGAUUCAACCUUUUUUCUUUUGUUCUAGAGUAGAGACAUUAUAUGCUGCUUUCUUUCCAUUUGUCCAGAUUGUUCCUGGAUGGGACGUCCCCUGUCAUAGGCUGGAAAGGUCUAGAUGUUAGUCCCUAAAGUGUCUUGUUGUGUCUCAAAGUAGUAAAUAUUACCCAGGUUAACUUUCUGUCAGCAUUUUUUCUGCAGAUCUGUACCUAACACUGCUUUCCUGGAAUAGUGUCACUUGAUCCUCCGGGCCAAUCUCAGAACAAUCUUCCCGCCGAUCUCAGAACUGAUUACAAUCCCAUUCUGCAAUGCCGCCCCUUCUGUUCCUCUGAGUGGUGAUACCAGCCACUACAAGAUACAACAACAGUCUUCUUUUCCAAGUGUUAGGUAUGGCAAUGGGAUCAGCUAGUUGUUGCUCAUCUUCUAAAUCCUUAGCUUAAACAGUGUCUAGGAGGGUUUAUUUCCACUGCUUUUUACUGGAGUUGUCAACAAAGGCCAAUGAAGGAACAGUUUGCCCUCCUGAAUCCCAUGACAAUGGAAAAUUCUUGGGAUGCCACCUUGUCUUCCCUCCCUGUAAACUGGUGGAGAGUGUGUACUUAAAGGACUGAUGAGCUCAGGAGCUCUGGGUUAACUUCUCACCACUGCUCUAGGCUCUUCAUCCGAUGUCAGGCAAGCUUCUUAAAGGAGCUACAUCUCAGCUACUUAUCUAAAAAUAAGGAUAAUAUUUCUCUGAUAAUACUUUUUGAAAACAAUAUCUGUUUUCUACACAUGUUUAUGGAGCCUACCACAUAGGACUCCACUCUUUUGAAGAUCUACAGUCCAUAUCCAAAAAGUGGGAAUGUAAAAGCAAUUUAAAGGUUAGACUUGCACAAUAUUUGUGGCUUUAGUCACCGAUUCUUGUGUACCUAAAUACAAUCAGGGUUGAUAUUGUCUGCACAUAAUUCUUGUGGAACAGGAGUUAUUGUCACUGUUUUGUAUUGUGGGUCUAGUGUAUUAUAGAUAAUGAGAUGAUUAAAGGAAUAAGUGGCUUGUUUAAAGUCACACAGGAAAUGUGUGGAAAAUGUUACUCUUUCUCCCAAGGUCCAGUCAAGCAUCCUAUCAUGUAGCGCAUCCUUUCUCUCUGUGCACCUGUGACAUACGAACAAUAAUAAUGAACACAAAAAGUCUUAACACUUUGGAUAAGUAGCCUUUAUAUAUUAUUGGUUUGUGUACAGAAAUAGGGGAGCUGAAAGUCUGCAAGUAUUAUAUUUUGCACCAAUCUAAUUUUCUAUAGAUAUUGUUGUAACAAGAUGUUCUUUUUAUUUAUGUUGCAUAGGGUUUGCAUGCACAGGUAUUUAUAAUGCCAAAAUAACACACUGAAAGCUCAGAGAACGGCAAGAUAAUUAUAAUAAAAUGGACAUUAAAAUGA